GAAAAAAUAUAACAAACAAUAAAACGUGAGAUUCGUACAUUCGUACCAUUAUUAAAUGACCAGCUUUAAUGAUAAUAUUGCAUUUUAAUAAUUAUAGAAAAUAUAAAAAUCAUUAUAAAUAUGAUUGAUCCAAAUAGUAUGGAUAGUGACAAUGAUCCAGUUGAAUCUGAGUUCCCAGUAUUAUUGUCAACAACACUUGCCGAUAAAUUAUUUAUAUUUCAAUAUCCCAUAAGGCCUGCAAGUAAAGGUUAUGAUAAAACCACGUUUUUAAAAACAUCAAUUAAACCAGAAAAUCAAGAAUUUCGUAUUGAGGUUGCGAUAGAUUAUAAUAGCGCUAAUUACGAUGUAAAGAAAGGUGAAGAUAUUGCUAGAAAUGCCAAUGGACCAACCGAUAAAUUUGAAAGUGAUCAGGAGCGAGUAUUUAAUAGUCAUUUAAUGGAUAAAACUGUACUUCAAUCGUCAAGAGCAGUUCCAGAUUGUUCUAAUUAUUCAAUCGGUAGCUUUCAUGGAAAUGAGUUACAUAUUACACCUUUAAAAAGUAUUGUCCAGUUAAGACCACAGUUUAAUUAUCUUGAAGAGAAUGAUAAAAAUAAGAAAGAUGAAGAAACAAAAAAACAAGGAAAUGAUUCUGAUGAAGAGGAAGGCAGGUCAAUUAAUGUUUCAUUUUCAAGAAAUAAAUCCGAAGCAACUAAAAAAUUGCAGGAACAAUCAUUUCAUCAUCAUACAGUUAAAAGCUCUGAAGAACAAUGGAUUGAUACUCAAUAUAUAAAUUCGUCAAGUACUCAAGCCCAGCUGACACGAUUGGAAAUGUUUUGUUCAAUGAACGAAAUAUCAAAAAACAAUUUAAAACUUUCCUGUAAAGAAUAUCUUAACUUAUUGGCCAAUCCUGUAAAACCCGAUGAAUAUUCAAACCCUAAUGCAUUAACUAAUGAAAGGUCCUCCAAUUAUAUUUACACGCGUCCACUUUUAGAUCAAGUUCGUAUAAUUGUAAAAGAUGCAAGAGUUAUUUCAUUCAAACAGUUAAGAUCAAUGAUAGAUGACAAACACGAUACGGUAGAUAUUUUAAAAUAUUUACAACAAGUAGCGGUUCUUGUACAAGGAAAUUGGGUUGUUCAAAGUGAGCUUGUUUAUCCAAAAGACAAAACUUCAGCUCACAAUGGAAUUAAUUCUGAGCUUAUGUGCCGAGCGAGAGAUUAUAUUUUAUUAACUUUCACUGAAAAUGAGUAUAUUACUAGAAAGUCAAUAGCUUCAGUAAUGAAAUUACCUCCUGAAGAAAUAGAAGAAAUAUUAAAAAAUUUAGGAAAAGUUGAAUUAAAGAAAGGAUGGAAAUUAAUCUUGCCGCCCAAUACCGAGUUUGCAAAUAGAUUUUCGGAUAUUGCUCAUCGACAAGCUAUGCAUUGGGAAGCAAAACGUAAACAUCUAAAAGAUUUGAUAGAAGCACAAAGUAUCCCACCUCAACGUCAAAGAAGAAAAUCAAAUCGUGAAUCAAUAGGUUCUGAAAAUGAAGAAAGAAAUGUCGGACGUGGAAAAAAAACUAUGAGAGAUUCCUCAAUGUCCGAUGAUGGUCUAACGGAACCCGUAAAAAGUAAAAAAAGUAAUAAAUCUCGAAAAGCGUCGGAAACAACAUGACCAAAACUUUAAAACAACUUAUUUAAUAGUAUGAUUUACAUUUUAUAAAUAGGAUGGUAAAAAAAUAGAAAUCAGUUUUCGUUCCACUGCCAUUCAGCGUUAUAAAUUUAUGAAUUAAUAUUAAUACGCUUACACAAUUGAAUAAUUUAAACGGAUAAUGAAAAUAAAAACUGCUCAUCAGAUUAAUCGCAAUAAUUAUUUAAAAUACAAAAUAACAAUAAUUGUAAAGUAAUUAAUUUAUUUAUACUACAAUUCAGAAGACUGCGAAUAACAUUUAUUUAAAAAAGCGUUUAAAUUUCGACACAUAAAUACUAAAAAAAUAAAAUAAGCAUUAGAUUAUUAAGUGUUUUUUUUUCGAAUCUAGAUUUCAUAUGAUUUGCUGUAAAUAU
Molecule: messenger RNA, 2018 nt
Organism: Microplitis demolitor
Lineage: Eukaryota; Metazoa; Arthropoda; Insecta; Hymenoptera; Braconidae
Gene: Polr3E
Product: DNA-directed RNA polymerase III subunit RPC5
Exons: 7
Coding region: 121-1629 (502 amino acids)
Biological process (GO): DNA-templated transcription
Cellular component (GO): RNA polymerase III complex; nucleus
Source: RefSeq, a predicted model, not a curated record